AUGUUUAAUUUGCAGGAUUCUUUAGAAGAUUUUGGUGGCGAUGGUGAAGAUUAUAGUAUAUUGUUUGCUACAGAUGAGGAAUUUGCAAAAAAGGAUGAUGCUGUUGCUUGGGUGAAAAGCAUGGGCAUGGCAAAUGGUAUGCUAAUAUACGUAGUUUCUAGUAAGAAGAAGAAUGCUGUUCUGAUGAGAUGUUGUAAAGGGGGAAAGGUGUCAGUUGAUGAUGGUGAAUAUUAUGUCACAUCAGAUUCGAAGACACAAGUCACUGGGUAUAAAUUUAAGUUAUAUGUGCACUUAGUGGAUGGGAAGUGGCGCAUUCGGGUGUAUCCUGGUGAGUUUGGAAUGCAUAACCACGAGCUGUUUGACGAAGAUCAUCCCACGAGGGGCCUUAGCGAUGGAGUGAAACAGCUUAUACAGGGUAUGUCCAAAGAUGGGUGCAGACCGUGUCAGAUCAUGGCUGCGAUUGAGAGGAUCUUUCCUGAUGAAAAAGUUAACAGACGGCAAGUGUACAAUUUCAGGAAGAAAUUGCCCAAGAUUGCAAAUGGUUUUACAUAUGGGUUGUGGAAAGACGUUGUGGAAGCUAAUAAUCAGGAUGAGUACAAUAAAGCUGUUGCCGUAAUAAUCCGUCGUUGGCAGUCUUUUCCGAGAGUUCUUAAUUAUAUCCAGAAGACAUGGCUAGUGGUUGACUACAAAUUCGUCAAGGCAUGGACGAAUGUUGUGUUUCAUAUGGGCAACAGUACUACAGGUAGGGUGGAGAGCGCGCACAAGCAGUUAAAAACCUGGCUGGAAACAUCCACGGCGUCGCUGGAUACACUUUGGGCUAAGGUGCACUUGGAAAUUCAGAGUCAGCUAACCGAAAUACGGUACAAACUGGAGUACUCAAGACAGAAAAUUGGCACCCAUUAUUGCAGUUUUCCACUGAACCGCUUGAAAUGUCAAGUUUCACAUACUUGUUUGCAAAAGCUGAACACUGAGUGGUCGAAGGCGCAAGAGUGGAAAGAAGAAACGAAUGACCGAUGCGAUAAUGUGGUGUACUGGACUUGUCGAAUUCCAUGUGUGUGUGCCCUCAAAAAGGCUGCAGAUGCCGGCACAUCGAUAACUCUUGAGCAUAUUCACCCAUUCUGGGCGACCCUUAAUAUCGGUGAACAGGCUGGUACGAGUGCUUCUAGCGAUGUGGAUGACGAGGUCCUGUAUACCAGACAGUUGAUGGAAGAGCUGAACGAGUGUCCUAAGGCAGUACGACGCACUGUAAAUAAGGCUCUCCACGAUAUUAUGCAUCCAGACCAGUGUGGGUUCAAACAACCCGAGGAGGUCAAGAGAAGGAAAGGGCGGCCUAAGGGGGCUAAAUCAAAGAAAAAAGCAGAGGCCAGCACUCUUGCCCAUGAACAAUCCCCACAGAAAAAAGUAACACCUAAUGUGUGGGAUUACAGGGACGAGGCUCAAGGAAAGUCUACCAAAGUUACUAGCGAUUCAAGUAAGAAGCGCCCUCGUCUUCAGGUGGUCGUACAGAUGCAUCCACAGCCUGAUGAGAAUCAUGUAGCCUUCCAUGGAGGUUCUCCUAGUGAAGGGAAUGAGCUAGUCCUUCAUUCUAGUUUUGGAAUGCCAAGUUUACUUUGCAAGCCAAUCAAGGAAGAAAGGAUGGAUCUUGACUACUUAUGUGAUAGGGAGUUGGUUCAAGAGAGCUAUGAUCAAGGUGAUGAGAAUGUCAUUAACUUUGGGGUUCAAACCAAAGGAGAUGAAGACCUCAUGGAAAUAAGUGCUGAAGAGUAUCAAGAGAGUUUGACUCUGUGUGCUCCAUGA
This is a messenger RNA of Oldenlandia corymbosa var. corymbosa, 1797 nucleotides long. The record is from the annotation of a GenBank genome assembly. NCBI's taxonomy places the organism in Eukaryota, Viridiplantae, Streptophyta, Magnoliopsida, Gentianales, Rubiaceae.